This is a messenger RNA of Thamnophis sirtalis, 728 nucleotides long. The record is from RefSeq and is a predicted model, not a curated record. NCBI's taxonomy places the organism in Eukaryota, Metazoa, Chordata, Lepidosauria, Squamata, Natricidae.
UUAUAGGUAUAUUUCUCAGACAAUAUUUGUGUUUAAAUUAGAUAUGGCCUGAGAAGGAUUUUUUUAUGUUGCUAUCAGGGAUACUGACUUCUUUUCCUGGAAAAAUAUUAUAGUUCAAUUUUAGCAUUGUAAUGUUUCCUCAGCAAAUAACUAUACAUUUUUAAUUUUCUCUUCAUUAUAUAUUUUUUUUAACAGUGAUAAAUUAAAUGACUUAAGGAGACACAAAGAAAAAUUGGAAGAGAAAAUAAUGGAUCAAUACAGGUUUUAUGAUCCAACCCCAAAAAAGAAAAACCACUGGAUAGGAGCUAAAGCCUUGGUUAAAUUCAUGAAGGCAAAGAAAGAGCCAACGAGAGAACGAAUGAAAUCUUCAGCAGAUAGUUCUCCAUCUCAGUUAGAAAGCAUGGAGACAGCGGAGUCACAAACUCCAUCACAGCUACCCAAGCAACAGAAGAGUCUGGAAACUACUUCCAAAGAUUUCAGCUUCGUGGAAGACAAAGAGCAUAAAGCAGGACCCAUGGUCAAAGCAGCUCAACGUAAAAAGAUUGCCUUUUUGAGAACCACAAGCAAACCCAAGGAAAAGUCUCCAAAGUCACCAUCGAAUAAUUCAUCUCUCUCUAAUCGUCUCCGGUUCUGGUCGUCUUCCGACAUCUCAUCCUCUCCUAAUGAAUCAUUUUCUUGCUCAGAAACAAAAGAUUUCUAACCUCUUAUCAUUUAUUCCGAAUGCAUUU